CAGCGAUGGAGCAGUCGACAAGUGGUGGUAUCAUCGAGAUCAUCGCGUUCAGUUCGUACUCAGCGACGUUCAAUCGCGAAUGACGACCCAACAUCUUUCUCGUCGCGAUGAACGUCUAAUUGCCGCGGUGUGGUCUCGGAUCGACAGAGUCAAUUGACGAGUCAAAACAACCAAUCGGUGACCUUGCAUAAGGUCUCCGACGAAGACAUAUGUGUUUCACUUAAAAUUACAAACAUUCCGUGUGCUCUUCGCGUCGACGUUAUUCCGACGUCUCGCGAGCGCUAAAUGUUGUAAACAGCGUAUCAGCGGCUUUCAGCGCGAGCCGGCAAGCUUCGUAAUUUCGUUUAUAUCGCGAUUGAAAGUGGAACUCGAUCACCGCGAUAUUGCAGGCUUCCCCGGUUAUAUUGCGGUUUCAUCGUUGUGGAAAUUCGAGUACGUGAAAAUAGAAAAAAAAAUUGAAAACGCAAAAACAAAAAACAAAAGUGGAAACUGUAGCGAUGUGCGACAAUUGUGUUGUGAUAUUCGUGAUCGCGGAUUGUAACGCAUAAAUAUUCAAACGGCAAUCUAAAAGCGUGAUAUUAACUCUUUGAGUACGAAUAUAAUUACAAUCUAAUUUCAAUUAAAUUAUAAUUAUCAUUCUCGCUUGGCAGCGAAACUCUGAGUGUGAAACGAUUGCUCGCAGCGCGAAACGGAUGUGAAAGCAAGAAGCGUUUAUUUUUGUCAAACAGCAAUAAACGCAUUUACGCUUUUUAUACGUUUUUACACGAUCUGCCAUUUCGCGAGAUUGUCCUCGAAGGGCUGAUACGAAUAUCGCAAUUCGAAAUGGAAUCGCUCUCGGCAGCCUCGGAGUCCGGUUGUAAAAGUUAAAGAGUUACUAUUAUCCUGUCCACUUCGCGUUAGUUUCCUUCCAUUGUACCGGAAGAAUACCGAGAAGAAGACAACACCGCAAGUGAGUGACCCAUUAAUAAUCGACGGUAGAAGAUUUACUGGGUUAUCGAGGCCCGACGAGUUUCUUUGUUUGCGUGCGCGAUACGGAGACGGCGAUAUAUCAGAAUGUGCAUACGCGCGAAGGUGUCGUCACGAUGAGUCGAAUCGGCCUGUGACAUCCUGCCGAGAGGGGUGUACCGAGCCAUGGGGACGUCGAGCCAGGACGAGAACGACACGCUCGAUUUCUGGCGGGACUGGGAUCUGAGCGAGCUGACCGAGGCCGAGUACCUGGGCAAAGUGCUGGGGCCCAAGUACCUGUCCCUCAACCUGGUGAUACCGCUCACGAUCGCCUACGUGGUGAUCUUCAUCACCGGCAUCUUCGGCAAUGUCGCCACGUGCACGGUCAUCGUCCGGAACUCGUCCAUGCAGACCGCCACCAAUUACUACCUCUUCAGUCUGGCCAUAUCCGACCUCACUCUGCUUAUACUGGGUCUCCCCAAUGAGCUAAGUGUGUUCUGGCAGCAAUAUCCCUGGGAGCUGGGCACCGGGCUUUGCAAAAUUCGGGCGUACGUGUCAGAAAUGUCGUCCUACGUGUCGGUCCUCACGAUCGUGGCGUUCUCCAUGGAAAGGUAUUUGGCCAUCUGCCAUCCGUUGCGCGUCUAUUCGAUGAGCGGUCUCAAAAGACCGAUACGUUUUAUCCUUGCAGCCUGGUCGAUUGCAAUCGUCUCGGCCAUACCGUUCGCGAUUUAUACCAAGGUCAAUUUCGUCGAAUAUCCGCCAGGAUCGGGAAAUUACUCGGCUGAUUCGGCGAUUUGCGCGAUGCUUCUGCCCGAGAUGCCAAAAUUACCUCUCUAUGAGCUCAGUUGCAUCGUAUUUUUUCUGAUGCCAAUGCUCGUGAUCCUCGUGGUAUACACGCGGAUGGGAUUGAAGAUCAAGAGCAGCACCAGGGAAACACUUGGCCCGAUACAAGCCUCCUUCGUUCAUGGCGAUCAUCGACAAGUUCAAUCCAGAAAGUCUGUCAUUAGGAUGUUAAGCGCCGUCGUUAUCAUGUUCUUCCUCUGCUGGGCUCCGUUUCACGCCCAGCGUUUGCUUUACAUCUACGCACAGGAUUCCGAUUAUUACCCGGACUUAAACGAAUGGCUCUACAUUCUGAGCGGCUGCCUGUAUUACUUCAGCACCACCGUCAAUCCGAUUCUCUAUAAUUUGAUGAGCAUCAAAUACCGCCAGGCAUUCAAACGAACAAUAUGCUGCGGAACGAGAGGAACGGCGAGCAAAAUUUCGACGGCUAAGAAAUCACAUCCACGCAGAUGCGAUUCCUCAUAUGAGCCUGAUCACAAUGUUAUAUGCUCUGUUAGGCAUACGAUUGUUCAAGCCAAAGAGAUAUUUUGUUUUACAUCGAGCCGACAGGAAAAUAUCAAGGAUAGCAGCAGUAAUAAUGGAAAUGCAAGCAAUUUUCCUCAAAAUGCUUACUCGUUACAAAAAGAAGACUCAUCCUCGACGUUUCUCUUUGAACGAGGCCAUCUACUCGCUCGCCAGCAGCCUAGCAACGAAAGCACGUCCACGAAAAGAUCGGAAGAUACCAUUUCCGUAGCUAAAAGCAGUCUGUGAUCUAAUUUCACUCGCUUCCAUUUAGGUAUACAAUUAUAAUGCGCGUCGCUGUAAAUAUAAAACUAGACAGUGCGAAUUAUCGAUUAUAAAGCGAGAGAUUCUACUAUAUUGUAAAUAGGUAGAUAGCCCAAAUUGUUGUUUUUUUUUAUCGAUUAUAAUAACGCGGCAAAAUUUAUUUUAUACUAUUUAUUUCAGAAUAAAGUUUUACACAUAUUAUGCCUGAUAUUUAUUUUAUGCGUUUGUGAAUUUAUGCAAUUUUAGACGGCAAAUGUUUGAAAUCGCGGGACGCACGCGAGAAUAAUAAUUUUCGUCAAAAUGCUGAUACGAUUAUUUCCAUACAAAUCGUGAGAUACGCUUUAUCAGCGAGCUAUACUUUAAUAAAGAUAAAUUUACAAUAAUAAUGGUUCAAAUAAGUUUUAAUUUUUAAUAAAAAUCAUUGCAAAACUUUAAAACACGUUUCAGCUUUCAACAACGAUAUUAUCAGCCGGUUUCCCAAUCGGGUAAUUUUCGAUAUGUAACAUACACCUUUUUUGCACAAAUAAAACGUUAUACGUUAUUAACAA
Molecule: messenger RNA, 3098 nt
Organism: Wasmannia auropunctata (little fire ant)
Lineage: Eukaryota; Metazoa; Arthropoda; Insecta; Hymenoptera; Formicidae
Product: neuropeptides capa receptor-like
Exons: 6
Coding region: 1132-2535 (467 amino acids)
Biological process (GO): neuropeptide signaling pathway
Cellular component (GO): plasma membrane
Molecular function (GO): neuromedin U receptor activity
Source: RefSeq, a predicted model, not a curated record